This is a messenger RNA of Iphiclides podalirius (scarce swallowtail), 207 nucleotides long. NCBI's taxonomy places the organism in Eukaryota, Metazoa, Arthropoda, Insecta, Lepidoptera, Papilionidae. The record is from the annotation of a GenBank genome assembly.
AUGGGCGGGCGCUGCAGUCUCGCUUGCACAGUGCACCACCCCUUGCGAUAUGCGAUGCAAUUGCAGUCCGCGCCGUCGAGCCGACGCAACAACUCGUUCUCUGCGCCCGCUGUUCAUACCGGGAACGUUACGCGAUCUGUAACGAGCUACCAGGCUGCCAGCAACGCCGAGGAGAUUAUUAUGAAGCCUUUUAAUGAAAUUGAUAUC